GGGAAACUGCCACGUACCGUGAAGUGUCACUUUCGCAGGAAAUACAUAACAAUAACUCGACCCACCACCACCAUCAUCGACCACCUCGUCGCAGUAAGGCAGCCAAUAUGGCAAACUACAACUACGAUGAAGGCGGAAAUAUGUCCGCCUACUUUGUCAUAACAUGUCUCAUCUUCAUUCUUAUCCCUCUCACCAUUUCGUCAAUACCGCCUAAAAAACCCCCAACCCUGAGCGGAUGUCCGUGCCAACCUUGUGUGGAACAGCGUCAGCGGAUAGCGAACCAUGAAAAGGGCUCGAUCUUAAACCCCAAGCUCAGCAGGAAAGUAACCUUUGUACUUUUUGGAUGGAGUCUUGUAGCAUACAUGAGCUACAGAGUCAUCGGCUCGAAACUGGACAACACAGUAUACGAUCCUUUUGAAAUUUUGGGCAUUAAAAUGGGAACACCGGAAAAGGAGAUCAAAUCCCAUUAUAAAAAGCUGUCACGGAUGUAUCACCCCGACAAAGUCCGUGCGACCGUGAACGAGACAUUAGAAAUUAUUCAAGAUCGAUUCGUUAAAAUUACUAAAGCGUACAAAUCGUUGACGGAUGAGACAAUUCGCAAGAACUGGGAAGAAUUUGGGCACCCUGACGGACGACAAGAGACCUCAAUGGGUAUUGCUAUUCCUCGCUUCAUCAUUGAGGCUAAGAACAAUAUAUGGAUUCUCGGAUUCUAUGGAUUAGCAUUCGGCGGUGGUUUGCCAGCGGUAGUGGGGAAAUGGUGGUUUGGGUCCCGUCAGAAGACGAAGGAUGGUAUCAACGCUCGUUCAGCAGCCACUUUCUUUAAGGACCUCAAGGAGGAUUCGAGGAUCUUUGAGGUUAUUGGUGCACUUGGAAAAUCCUUCGAAUGGGAGCACCCUAAGAAGACGUCGAAGGCGGAUGAAAAAACUGAGCUUGACCGGCUAGAGAAAGAAAUCGCCUCGGCGGCUGGAAAAUCUUGGGGAUCGGUCAAAUCCUUAGCUGGGAUUGAUGAAAGUGACGCUGACAGCCGAAGACGGUCUAUGAUACUCCUAUACGCUCAUUUACUCCGACUGGAUAUCCGUGUCCCCAGUUUACGAACGGAACAAACUGAGAUAGUUCUACAGACACCCGCUCUUCUCAAUGCCCUUAUUGGAAUCGCCGUUUCUCGCAACCACCUUGGUCCAACUGUCUGGGCUAUGCGUCUCUAUGCGUUCAUUACUCAGGCUAUUAUUCCAGAAACCUUCUCUAUCAAGCAUCGUCUUGCUCAGCUUCCUGGAAUUAAGACCUCUGAAGUUUUGGGCGACCGUGCAACCAUUCGAGCAGAUGACAUCAAAGAUGUUGCUACCAAAUUGGAAGAGAAGAAUGACGGAAGAGUUGUGGAUGUAAAGAAGGCUGUCGAGAAGUGGCCUCGCCUCGAGAUUCUCGAUGCCGCAUACAAGGUCAUUGGCGAACGCAUUGUAACACCGUCAUCUAUCGUCUAUCUCGUCGUCAAACUUCGUAUAUCACCACCUAACCUUGUGCGAGAUAACAAACCUGAUCUCACAGCUGAACAAGUCAAGAAGAACAUCAAAGUGAACGAAGAGAGGGAUAACAAAUUCUUAAUGGACAAGAAGGACGCGGAGGACAUUGAUGAGAAGAAUGUUGUCGGUUACGCCCACGCACCCUAUUGGCCUGCUAACCGACGACCCGGUUGGUGGCUGGUCCUCGCUGAUGACAAGACUGCUCGUAUCGUGGUGCCACCGAUGAAGAUAACUAACGUUCCUUAUGCAAACCCUAACGCCGAGAACGAACGAGAUUACAGAUCAUAUAAAAUUCAGUUCCAAGCACCGAGCGGAACAGGUUCAUUCACGUGGAAGAUAUACCUCAUCAGUGAUACGUUUGUUGGAGAGGAAGUUUCUAAAACAAUCACGCUUCAAAUAGAGGAUGUGUCCGCCCUUGAAGCUGAUGAACCUGCAGAAGACGAUAUUUCUGACCCUGAGGAGGAUUCGCUUGCUGGCCAGAUGGCGGCGAUGAGAGGGGGCUCGGUGAAGAAGGAUGAGAAUGAUGAGGAAAGUAGCACUGAUGAUGAUGAGGAUAGCGAUGAUGAUAGUAGCAGUGAUGAUGAUUAGCGUUUCGAUCAUUGCAAUCAGGAUUUUAGAUUUGUUUUGUCCCA
Messenger RNA from Marasmius oreades (fairy-ring Marasmius), 2149 nucleotides. RefSeq lists its product as uncharacterized. The transcript has 10 exons. The coding region runs from base 108 to 2105 and encodes 665 amino acids. Gene Ontology annotation, molecular function: transmembrane protein transporter activity; RNA binding. The record is from RefSeq and is a predicted model, not a curated record. Lineage: Eukaryota; Fungi; Basidiomycota; Agaricomycetes; Agaricales; Marasmiaceae. Gene Ontology annotation, cellular component: Sec62/Sec63 complex. Gene Ontology annotation, biological process: SRP-dependent cotranslational protein targeting to membrane; post-translational protein targeting to endoplasmic reticulum membrane.